UAGGUGUGGCUGCUUCAGUACCCACAUGGCUCUCUGGCUGCCUGGUCGGGCUUGCUAGCCCCCAACCUUUCUCCUUGACUAUUUAACAGCAACAGUGACGCCCAGGCAAAAACUGGAUCUACUGCCAACAGCUGUCACCAUGGCAUCACGCAAGCACAUCAAGGGGAUACUGAAGAACAAGUCCUCAACUUCCUCUAGUGCGGCCUCAGCCAAACAACCCUGUGGCAAGACAGACAUGAGCCCCAGUGAAAAAUAUCUCAAGUGCGAUGAAAUGAACAUGCUUAUGACCUCUCCUGCAGUCCACAAAGAUGAUGACUCUAUGGAAAUCGAUGAACCAAGCACUCCUUAUCAUCAAGAGAUGGGCAGUGAUGAUGAUGAGGCCCUAACUGAAGCCCUAACUCCUGAGAACCAUGCCAACAAGUUAGCGGCUAUGGGAAGAUCAGAGUCAAUGUAUCAGGUUCGGGUACUGGAAAGCAAGGGAAGGGUCAUGGCCCUCACCUCAGAACAACGAGAAAAAAAACGUCAAUUUGAGAUGAAAAGAAAGUUUCACGACAAUGAAGAGCUGAAUACUAAAAUAGCAACAAAAUUAAUUUCCAGAUACCAACAGGAUGAGGUACAGGAUGAAGAAAUGCCAGAGACUGCAGAGGCAGAAAGCAUGGAACUAGAAUAAUCAAAUCAA
Molecule: messenger RNA, 679 nt
Organism: Ochotona princeps (American pika)
Lineage: Eukaryota; Metazoa; Chordata; Mammalia; Lagomorpha; Ochotonidae
Product: protein phosphatase inhibitor 2-like
Exons: 1
Coding region: 140-670 (176 amino acids)
Biological process (GO): regulation of signal transduction
Molecular function (GO): protein phosphatase inhibitor activity
Source: RefSeq, a predicted model, not a curated record